UGAUUGAUUAAUCAUCAUCGUCGUCGUAAUCUUUCAAUGUUUUUUUAUUUGAUUCAAAUGUGCAUCGAUUGAAUUUGAAUUUGAAAACAACAACAACAACAUUGACAAUGACAACAUUCGAUCCAUAUGAUCAGAAUAGCUGGUUUUUUGGCCAAUUAACCCGCCAACAAGCAAUCGAAAUAUUAGAAUUUGAACGUGAUAAAGGUGUAUUUUUAGUUCGAUAUAGUCAUUCGGUUGCAGGUGAUCUUGUACUUUCGGUUAGUGAAGAACAAAAAAUAAGCCAUUAUAUUAUCAAUAAAAUUGAUUUGAAUGGUGAACCGAAAUUUAAAAUUGGUGAAAAUACAUUUCAUGAUAUGCCUAGUUUGCUUACAUAUUAUAAACAUCAUUAUCUUGAUACAACAGCAUUAAUACGUGCGGCCAAAAAGAAACUUGAAUAUGUACGUGCCAAAUUUGAUUUUCUUGGUAAAGAUAAAGAAGAUUUACCAUUUAAAAAAAAUGAAUUAUUAACAAUCAUAUCGAAAGAAGAAGAUCAAUGGUGGCGUGCACGUAAUGAUUGUGGACAAAUUGGUAGUAUACCAGUGCCUUAUGUUGAAACGAUUGAUGAAGAAGAAUAUCUUUGUGAAAAAGGAAAAUUUGAUGAAACAAAUGAUGAAAUUGUUGAUGGAAAAUCACUGAAUAAUAAUCACAAUAAUAAACGCCAUAGUAAUGAAAUUAUAUCUAGUCUUGAAUCAUCGACAUCGACAACAACAAAAUUAUCAUCCACACCAUCAUUAUCAUCGACAACAACAACAAUGAUGGAUCCAUCAACAAUUUCGAAUAUGAAUAGUAGUAGUAAUAAUAGUAGCAGCAGUGGUAAUCUUGCAUCACAAGAAUCAUUAUCAUCAUCGACAACGAUAACAACAACAACAACAAAUGAUAAUCAACAACAACAACAACAAUCGACAACAAACAAUAAUAAUACGAAAAAAUCAACAACAAAUAUGAAUAGUGUUAAAUUACCGGCAAAAGCUAUUGUUAUACAGCAAAGGAUACCGAAUGCAUAUGAUAAAAAAGCAUUAAAACUUGAGAAAGGAGAUAUUAUUACCGUUACAAAUACAAAUCUAAAUGGCCAAUGGGAAGGUGAAUUGAAUGGUAAACAUGGUCAUUUUCCAUUUAAUUAUAUUAAAUUUUUGGAUGAAGAUCAAUGAAUGAAUGAAAAAAACAAAUCAAAGAAUCAAACAAAUUUUUUUUUAACAAUUUUCUUUUCUAUCCG
This is a messenger RNA of Dermatophagoides pteronyssinus (European house dust mite), 1252 nucleotides long. It is a transcript of the gene Crk, whose product is annotated as Crk proto-oncogene, adaptor protein. The record is from RefSeq and is a predicted model, not a curated record. NCBI's taxonomy places the organism in Eukaryota, Metazoa, Arthropoda, Arachnida, Sarcoptiformes, Pyroglyphidae. Gene Ontology annotation, biological process: cell migration; enzyme-linked receptor protein signaling pathway. Gene Ontology annotation, cellular component: cytoplasm. Gene Ontology annotation, molecular function: receptor tyrosine kinase binding; signaling adaptor activity.